CCCCCUGCGCCCGACCCCCUGCGCCCGGCCCCCUGCGCCUGCUAUAAAAGGAGCAAGCCGGGUUUGGACUUCUGCAGCGCUCCUUCGUUUGCACCUGUUGCUUCGGGUCGCCAGCUUCAGUCGGAGAUGGAUCCCAACUGCUCCUGCGCCACUGGUGACUCCUGCACGUGUUCCGGCUCCUGCAAAUGCAAAGAGUGCAGGUGCACCUCCUGCAAGAAGAGCUGCUGCUCCUGCUGCCCCGUGGGCUGUGCCAAGUGUGCCCAGGGAUGCAUCUGCAAAGGGGCAGUGGACAAGUGCAGCUGCUGCGCCUGAGGUGGGGAGAGUCUCGUGUCCACGUGUGCAUAGAGUGACCUGUGAAAACCUGGAUUUUUGUUUGUUUUUUACACUUCUCACCCAUUUACAUAAAAUAUCUCAUUUCAUUUAAAUGCAUAUGGAAUUUGACAAUAAAUUAUUUUGACUUCA
Messenger RNA from Ictidomys tridecemlineatus (thirteen-lined ground squirrel), 462 nucleotides. RefSeq names its product metallothionein-2. Gene Ontology annotation, molecular function: metal ion binding. Gene Ontology annotation, cellular component: cytoplasm; nucleus. The record is from RefSeq and is a predicted model, not a curated record. NCBI's taxonomy places the organism in Eukaryota, Metazoa, Chordata, Mammalia, Rodentia, Sciuridae. Gene Ontology annotation, biological process: cellular response to cadmium ion; cellular response to copper ion; cellular response to zinc ion.